Molecule: messenger RNA, 3998 nt
Organism: Haplochromis burtoni (Burton's mouthbrooder)
Lineage: Eukaryota; Metazoa; Chordata; Actinopteri; Cichliformes; Cichlidae
Product: ICOS ligand
Exons: 6
Coding region: 689-1573 (294 amino acids)
Biological process (GO): cellular response to lipopolysaccharide; immune response; cell surface receptor signaling pathway
Cellular component (GO): external side of plasma membrane
Source: RefSeq, a predicted model, not a curated record
UUGCAUGAAGGAGUGGCUGCAACACUUCCUCUUAUAGGGAGCGACUGAAACAGAAGCACAGCAGUUUCUACACUGUGUGAUUAACUCGUGCAGUUCAUGUAAACUUGAAUUUAAGAACAACAGAAAAUAUUAGAGGAGCUACGUCAGCUUUACCCAUCAAAGAGGACAGACUUACUGCAGCAGGUUUUUAUUUACAAAAGAAAGAACUUCAAGUCAGGCAGUAAUAGAGCAACAAAACGUUGACAGGAAACCCACAGAGGGAGCAUUACCACCAACCUGGCAUCCCAACAUACACACACACACACCUAAGCUGCUUUUUCAGUGAUUUAGUUAUUGAACCUAAAGAUCUAAAGUAUUCUUUGACAUUUUCAAGUGAAAAAAAUAAUCUGUUGGUGAAAUCUGACAAAUGUAAUUACGGGUUAAUAACAGCCUUAUAACAACACCUACACCUCUUUCAGAGCGCUGACAGGUUUAAUGAAAGAGAAAUGAAGCAGAUCAGAGUCGACAUCUGUCUCAUAGCUGGAGAUGGUGUCUGACCACAAAAUCCCAGCAGUCGAAGUUUUGCAUCAGGCCCGCCCUGAGAGGGCGGAGCAAGCGUGAUGUAAACGUAGUGGCAGAAACGUCAUAGGCAUCAAGUGUGGCCAGGCAGGCAGCCGUGUUGAGACAAACCAGUGGGUUUUCGUUCACGAUGGCAAAGAAAAGCUUUUAUUUCUUCUUUGCUCUCUAUGGGUUCCCACUGGUGGCAGCUUCCUCUGAAACUAAUGGAACCAGAGGAGAGCCAUUACUCUGGCAGUGCACACUCAGCAAACAGUUUGAUCCACAGAAAGUCAGCAUUUAUUGGCAGAACCAAAACAAUACUGAAAUGCUCCACUAUUACAGGAAUGGAAAGGAGGAUUUGGAACAUCAAAGCUUGCCAUUUAAAAACAGAACCAAAAUCUUUCCUGAUCAGUUACGAUCUGGAAACUUGUCCCUUAUCAUCGAUCCGCUGAUGCAUGAAGACAACCUGAAGUCCCUUAAAGUCGUUUUCAACCACGCAAGAGAAAUCAAGGACAAACUCUGCCAAACCAUGGUUCAUGUAGCAGCUAAUUUUAAGGAGCCAAACAUCGAGAUCAACCAAAAGAAGAUGACAGCAACUUGCAUAACACAGGGGGGCUUUCCUGAACCUGAACUGGCAUGGAUUUCCACCGACCACGAAGGACAUGAACGUGCACUGGAACCACCUGAUGUUCUGACCCUGCAGAUCCACAAGGAGGAAGACGGCACCUACAGCGUCAUCAGCACAGCCAACAUCACGGGGUCAAAGACGGUGACCUGCAACGUUUACAACCCAACUUCUAACAAGACUGUGGGAGCAACUGCAGCCCUGCCUGCAGUUGAAGGUCUGCCUGUGGCUGAAACGGCUGGGAUUGGAGUAUUUAUAGUAGCCAUCGUACUUGUAGUACUGAUAGUACUCGCAGCCUUUGGCUACAAGAAAUAUCACCAACAGAGACAACGGAGGCCAGACAGCCCUGAGCCGUCAGCUGCUUAUCUUUCCAACGGUGCUUUGCUAGCAGAGAAUGGAGGUGUGUGCUAGUGCUGUACAGGAAGGUGGCGCUGCACACGGGCUGACCAGUACUGGCAGGACUUUGUCGGGGAUACGUGUGUUAAACCAAACACUGCUGCUCUGCUGUACCUCAAUGCAGGAACGUUGUCCUUCCAUUCAGGGGCAGACAGCCAAAGAGAAAGCUCAGGAGAAGCACAGCUCUGAGGUCAGCUCUUCUGCCAUCGAGGCAGGAUGACCACAGAUGAAGCCUGCAUUAAGAUUCAGAGUGAGACCAAGACUCUAAAGACCAGCUUCAUCUCUGUGGCAUUAUUUAAUUUAGAACUUCACAUGAUGGGCUGUACCUCGUUAUGCUCAGUAUUUGUAAUUCUUGCUUGAAACAGAUUUCUGAGCUUUAACAUUUCUCCCUCUGUGAAGAUAAACUGAAGGAUCUUGUUACUGUACUUACGUAGAAGGUAUCUGGACUUCAGUAUUUUCUGACAACUUUUUACUGCCUACAUGUUAACACUACUUUCUACUCCUUGACUUUUCAAAACAGACUCAUUACUUUUGGUUCAACGGUAUCAUUUAUAGUGUUUAUACUCUGGGUUAAAGCGGGCGUACGUAUGUCGUCAGCUUCUAGUUUCUACAGAAGAGGAAAGAGCAUCAAGGAUGUUUCUCCAACGUUUCUAUCGGCUCAACAAACAUCAGCAAACACACAGUGUGUCUCACAGUGUGUCUCACAGUGUGUCUCACAGUGUGUCUCACAGUGUGUGCUAAAGCUAAAGGUGAGAGCUACGUUCACUCAGAGAUGGAGAAAGAUCAGAAAGACGGACAGGAGAGGAAGAGCUUAGACUUAAUGUUUAUAUCCUUAACCAUACUAUGCAGUUACAACCUAUAAUUAUCUGAGCUUAGUCCACAACAACAUCGGCACGUUUAAAGUGAAAUAUUCUUUUACUCUCUUCACCUUAAAAACUAUCCUAAAAUAUGAUGACAGCAUCCAUCUCAUCCUAGAACGACUAAACAGCCGAUUCAUGAACAAAAUAACUGACAGACAUCAAAAUGUGAAGAUUUGUAUUUCCCUUGAAGUCACUUUGUCCUCAUGUAAACGCGUUCAUGCACAUUCACGUGUUUUCUUCCUACAGGACACCUGACCAACAAACAUGUAAUAGUAUUUGUACAGUAACAGUAUCCAGAGUACUUUAGGUUCGAAUCACUGCUGCGGUUGUUUGGCUCAGCCAAACACGCGUGGUUCACAUCCAUGUGUGUCCACUCAUGAGAAGGACACACAUGUAGUCCUGCAUUCACUUCAUCAAUGAAUCCGAGUGAACGUUUGUCCUGCAUUAACUCUGUGGGGUCUUCACCUUACAGUAACACGUGUGUUUGUUCACUGAUGCUAUAUGAAUAAAAGGGAACUACAGGUGUUCCUGAAACGUGUCUUUGUUAGAACAGGGCGGAUGGAUGAGCACAGCCCUCUCAGCGCAGGGCUGACACCACUUUGCCCCUUAUAAGAAAUACAACACAAAUUUAUUAGGACAGGUUACUAAACCAGGCUUACAGGUAAAAGGUGUUUCAUUUAGUAAAAGCUGAUGAUCCACUUCUCAAAUAAUCUCUAAGGAUCUGAAGGAAGACAUGCAAAUAUCUCUGCUCAUUAUUAGGCUAAAAGUGUGAUAUAGACAAUUAUAUAUUUUAGCAGCAUCCCCAUAAGGCAUAUCACAGCCCUGCACACCAGCACAGCGCUUAUAUUAUGCUUCAAUCAAGAUAUAGUUAUGAUUUAACCACAUUAGCUCAACGAGGUCACAAAAAUAUCCCACAAUACCAGAAAUGACACGCUCAGCACUACAUAACCCACAUGGAAAAGAAACAGUAAAAACUUACAUGAUUUACUCAUGAAAGUGGCCACUUUCUCAUUACUUUCAUUUAUUGUUUUAGUAUCCAAAACACACAAGUUUCAUUUAUAUAAUUUUUCAAGGGGUCUUAUAUCUGUUUUCACUCUUGUAUGCUUUUCAUACAAGUUUCACACAGGACAGAUACAAACUUUAUAAGAGUUAUAUUUAUCUUUUCCAUGUGGGUAAACUUUCAACAAAAGUUGGACUUCAGUCUGUUAACCACCAAAUUAGUCUAUCCUGGUCAGCUAGCUAAAAGUCUGUACUUUAGCAGCCUAAAUCAGAGGCUAACAUUAGCAUUUGCUAGCACCAGCCAGGAUAGUCUGAGGCUAAAACGAGAGUUUGUGUAACUUUGCCUGAAACCCUUUAAAGUGUACAGUAAAAGCAACCGUGGAGCAUAAGUAUUAUUAUGGAAGUUAUUAUAGUCCUAAAAUUAUUUCUUCCUCUCUAUACAUCAGUAGAACCAUGAAGUUUUCACUUUUCCCAGUUAUGGGGCGACCGUGGCUCUACCUGCUUUUAAACCAUUUAAAAUUACAAUUCAUAGUUUUAUAUGUGAAUUAUAUAUGUUAAAUUACUAUUAAACAAAUGACUGA